UUAUGUUUGGCGAUGUUUGGCUGAUUUAUUGAUAUCGUUUUGCAGAAUUCUGCUCUUUUGAUUUAAAAAUGAAUGAAGAAGGAAGCAAUUCCGAGGUAUUUUUUAACAGAGAAGAUAGAUUCACCAGUUCUAAUGUUGGUCAAGUUGCAAAAUCAGGGGAUAGCGAGUUGCUAAAGGAGUUGCUCGAAAAAGGAUAUCCUUCAGAUGUUUGUGACAACAGAGGCUGGUUUCCUAUACACGAGGCUGCAAAUUCUGGUCACACUUCUUGCGUAGAAAUACUCCUUCGACUAUGUAAGAGGGAUUUUAAGGACACCAAAGCGUACAAUGGAGAAACUCCUCUAUUUCUUGCGGCUUUGCAUGGCCAUGAUCAGGUCAUGAGGAUACUACUGCAUCAUGGAGCUGAUGCUAGUAUUACUAAUGAUGAGUUGGUAUCAGUACUAGUGGCAGCUGUAAAAGGAAGAAAUCAAGAAUGUGUUCGGAUUUGUAUUGACCACAAUGUAGACCUGGAUAGCCAAGAUGCUGGUGGCUGGUCAGCUUUACACGAAGCUGCAUUUCUUGGAGAAGAGGACUGCUUGAAACUUCUAAUCUCAGCAGGUGCGAAUGUUGCAAUAAAAAACAGUGAUGGAGCAACACCUUUGUUUGUUGCAGCACAAUAUGGACACAAGGAUUGCUUGAACAUUUUGAUUAAAAAUGAGGGGAAAGUCAAUUUAGGGACCAAUGAUAAUGCAACUGCAGCGUUUAUUGCUUCCCAAGAAGGGCAUGUUGACUGUGUUAAGGCACUCAUUGAUGCAGGUGCUGAUGUAAGACAGAGUACAACUGACUUUGCUACUCCACUGCAUGCUGCAGCAGAAAGAGGUCACCUUGAAUGCAUAAGACUUCUCAUCAAAGCAGGAGCAGAUGUCAAUGCUAAAUGCAUAGAGGGACGAAAUUUGACUCCAUUGCAUAUGGCUGCAACUGAAGACAAUGUUGAAUGUGUGGUUGAACUCAUUGAAUGUGGUGCUUGUAUGACUGCAGAGCUGCAAGAGGGUAAUGAAACACCUCUUGAAGUGGCAGCUUCAUUUGGUUCUGUAAAGUGCUGUGAGGAACUAAUUAAACGUGGGUGCGACCCAAACCGUUCAUUCAGGAUUGACUCAUUAGAGGAAACCACAUUGUCCUGUGCAAUAGAUGCAGAGGAAUCUGGAUGUCUUGAAGUUCUUCUAAAACAUGGUGCUGACCCAAAUAAAGAAUACUACUCUUACCCAAUCAUUGCUGCUGCAAAAAACUUUAAUCCAGAGUGCUUGAGCAUUCUUCUGAAAUAUGGAGCUGAUGUAAACUUACAGGACAAGGCAAAAAACACUGCCUUAAAUCUUACAGUUACGAGACUUAAUCAUCAUUUAGCUUCACACAAGAGUGAAGAGACUAAGCUGGAGUGUAUUAAGAUACUUUUAAAGGCUGGUGCAGAUUUAGAAGUGCUGUUUAAAGAGCCACAUGGUGUCUUUCAUGUUUCAGUUACUCCUUUGAACCCAAAAUUUUUUUCACGAGAUUUGAUAAAAUUGUUGCUUCUUUUUGGAGCAGAUGGACUAAAGCUGAAGAAGUUGAUGACGUGUCAUCAUUAUCAUAGGGAUUUCAACUGGAAUGAUUUGAUAGUUCAGUGUGAAGUGCCCAGAAAGUUGGUCAAUUUAUGUCGACUAGUCAUUAGAAAAAGUUUGGGUAGCAAAAGAAUAAUCCACAUUUCAGAUUUACCUAUUCCAGUUAUCCUUCAACAGUUUCUUGCUUUUCAUGAUUUGUAAGAUUUUACUCUCACUUACAUGUAAUUUUGAAAAAUAAAGAGCAAUGCGCAAAAAUAUGACCACAUUUAAUGCAUGGUAGCAUACUUCAUGCAAGGGCUUUGUGAUGCCAAACCAGCCAGCUUGGCAUUGAAAUGUGUUGGUUUAACGUACAAAAGCCUGUGCAUAGAAGUAUGCAAAUGCGUUAAACGUGAUAUACUUCUGUGCGUUGCACUGUAAUAGAC
Actinia tenebrosa (Australian red waratah sea anemone) is the source of this 1990-nucleotide messenger RNA. RefSeq lists its product as uncharacterized. Gene Ontology annotation, molecular function: protein binding; transcription cis-regulatory region binding. Gene Ontology annotation, biological process: intracellular signal transduction; positive regulation of transcription by RNA polymerase II. The record is from RefSeq and is a predicted model, not a curated record. Gene Ontology annotation, cellular component: nucleus. NCBI's taxonomy places the organism in Eukaryota, Metazoa, Cnidaria, Anthozoa, Actiniaria, Actiniidae.